Molecule: messenger RNA, 598 nt
Organism: Rotaria sordida
Lineage: Eukaryota; Metazoa; Rotifera; Eurotatoria; Philodinida; Philodinidae
Source: the annotation of a GenBank genome assembly
AUGGCUGCAGCUGUUAGUAUCGAUGAUAAUUCUCGUUUACCAGAAAAUGUUCUGGAAUUAGAAGGAGAUGAUUUCUAUCGAUUUACAAAAAGUAUGAGUGGUGCAUUAUUGACUGAAGUACUUAAAAUACAGGAUAUUGAUUCAGUUUUUAUAUUUUUACAAACAAGUGAUAUUUUUGAAAUAUUCCAACAUGAUUCUACAAUAUUACGAGAUUUGAAGUCAAAAAUAGGUUUCGAUUCAAAUGAUGGUACAUUUCAAGUCAAACUUGGUUUAAAACUGCAAUACGAAUAUAUAUCAAAAUUAUUGAAAUCAAAAUCAGAUCAGAAAUAUACAAAAUCAUCGUCUCUUACAUCUGAAAAGAUUGAUAUACUACUUCGAAAACAUCCAAUUCUUCUUUCACUUCUCAAUUCCUAUGAGAAUGAAAGUACAACAAAUGAUCAACAUGAAUUUUUAUCCCUAUUUAUAAAUACUAUAACGAAAAAUUUAUCUUUAUCUAAUACGAGUCGAUAUAGAUAUGAUGACAAAUUGAAAAAUUUUGCUGUUUGCUUGUGCAUACUUGGAGGAAAGACAACUUAUGAGUUUGUCCGAUUAAAUUUGC